CUUGCAAGUGUUGUGGUUUAAAUCAAUCCUCGGCGAGUGGCUGCCUGCCCAAGGAAUUGGAUACCCAAAAUAGGCGGUGCCUAAAUAUGGUUUACUUUAGUCCGCGUGGCAUGCAACCGUGUAGUCCAGCGGGAGAAGUCGCAAUGAUGCCGCCAUCGAAGAGUCCCGUGAUGGAGAGCGCCGCCUCCGACCAGAAUCCGAGUCAGCAGAGUCCGCCGAGUGGCGGUGAUCAGAGUGCAGCCAAGCGGGCAUGUCCUUUGAAGUUCUCCAUAGCCAAGAUUAUGGAGCCGGAUCACAGGCCCACUCAAGCAGCAGCACCACCGCAACAGCCGCCGGUACAGCACCAUUCCCAACCCGACGAGGACGAUGAGGAUCCCGAUAUUGAUGCGGAUUCGGAACGCUCUUGCAGUCCCAUCGAGGUGAUCAGCCUGGAUCACUCACCCUCCGCCGUUAAUUACGAUUCCGCCUUCAAGAAGUAUGUGCCGGGUGUCUCUACGAUGCCCAGUUCCUCGACGGUUGGAUCAUCGCCAUCGAGCACGAGCAGUGCUGCAGUGCAGCAGUUUGUGAGCUCCCGCCACCAGGAGCUGCUCUCCCAAUAUCCCCUCCUCUACUAUGCUCCCAAUCAGCUGAUGUGUGCCGCAGCUGCUGCCCAAUAUGCAGCCUUGACCGCUCAGCAGCAAUCCCUGGCCAGUGCCGCUCACCUGAGCAGCUUCACUGCCUCCCUGAAUGCCACGUUGCAUCACUCGCAAUCGCUGAGGAGGAACCUGGGACAUCCCCUGGCGGCAGCAGCUGCUGCAGCUGCUGUGGCCCAAUCCCAGGCAGUGCCCAGUAGCCUGCAACAGAGUCUGGAGAAGUCACCGGUGGCUCAAAGGACAUCAUCAUCAUCGAGUCAAACUGCUGGUCUGCAAGGCAACAACCUGAAGAGGAAGCGAUCGCCGCAGGAUCAGGGUGAGGUGACACCACCACCACCGACUGUGGCAGCAGCUCGAUCCCGUUCACGCUCCCUCCCCCAAGGAUCCGUGGAGGAUAGCAGUCCGGGAUCAGCGAACGGAGGCAAACCCAAGACCUUCUCGUGCCUGGAAUGCGGCAAGGUGUUCAAUGCUCACUACAAUCUCACCCGCCACAUGCCCGUCCAUACCGGAGCCCGUCCUUUCGUAUGCAAAGUGUGCGGCAAGGGAUUCCGUCAGGCCUCCACUCUCUGCCGGCACAAGAUCAUCCACACAUCAGAGAAGCCGCACAAGUGUCAGACCUGCGGCAAGGCCUUCAAUAGAUCCUCCACACUGAACACUCAUGCCCGUAUCCAUGCCGGCUACAAGCCUUUUGUGUGCGAGUACUGUGGCAAGGGAUUCCAUCAGAAGGGAAACUAUAAGAACCACAAGCUCACCCACUCCGGGGAGAAGGCAUACAAGUGCAGCAUCUGCAACAAGGCCUUCCAUCAGAUCUACAACCUCACCUUCCACAUGCACACGCACAAUGACAAGAAACCGUACACCUGCCGGGUGUGCGCCAAAGGAUUCUGCCGGAACUUUGACCUGAAGAAGCAUAUGCGAAAGUUGCAUGAGAUUGGUGGAGAUCUGGAUGACCUGGAUAUGCCGCCAUCCUUUGACAGGAGGCGAGAGUAUACCCGCCGGGAGCCACUCUCCUCGGGUGGUUAUGGUCAGGCCUCGGGUCAACUGACUCCAGACUCCAGUUCUGGCAGUCUUUCGCCGCCCAUCAAUGUGACCACACCUCCUCUGUCCAGUGGAGAGACGAGUAAUCCCGCCUGGCCGCGUUCUACGGGAUCUCACUAUGCCGCCGGGGGUUUCCAUCACCUGGGAGUGGUGGCUCCUCCACAGGAUUAUCCCAGCUCUGCCUUCCUGCAACUCCAGCCGCAGCAGGCACAGCAGCCACAUCCGCAACAGCAUCAGCCGCAGCAGCAGCAGCAGCAGCAGAGACUCUCGGAGACCUUCAUUGCCAAGGUGUUUUGACAGAGAUACUAUGCGGACAGCUUGAACAGCUCCACGGCGGCAUCGACGACCAGCACCACGGUGACCAAUACGACCACAUCGGCCACGUCCACAUCCUCGGCGCUGGCCAGGAGUGAUCUGCUGAUAGACUGA
Messenger RNA from Drosophila serrata, 2099 nucleotides. RefSeq names its product earmuff (gene erm). NCBI's taxonomy places the organism in Eukaryota, Metazoa, Arthropoda, Insecta, Diptera, Drosophilidae. The record is from RefSeq and is a predicted model, not a curated record. Gene Ontology annotation, biological process: embryo development; regulation of transcription by RNA polymerase II. Gene Ontology annotation, cellular component: nucleus. Gene Ontology annotation, molecular function: RNA polymerase II transcription regulatory region sequence-specific DNA binding; DNA-binding transcription factor activity, RNA polymerase II-specific.